AUUCUUUUUUAACAUACGAAUCUCGAAGUUUACAAGAUAAACCUCUCUUUCUUAUCGAAAACUAUAUAGAGUCAAGACGAGAUAGACAGUCUUUUUUUUUCUGUAAAUAACAGUUGUACCUUUUUUUUUUCUUUUCGUACUGGUCUUUUCUUCAAAAGAAUGACAGCAAAACUGUUGCCGAUACUAUGCAUUUUACUGUCUACCUUCUUUAGUAUCUUAAAUGCUGAAGAAGUGUAUCUAUCAAGUAAUGACUUUUCAGCUACUUCAUGUUCUGGUGUAUGGAGCAAGGAGGCUAUUCUUGGUGGCUCACAGCCUUAUAUCAAAGGUAUUUCUAUUGGACAUGAAUCGAAAGGAAAAGUAUCCAUGCUUAUCUAUGAAUGGCAAGACUUUGAAAAACUUGGCAUUUAUGAUGAGCAAGCAAAAGAAACCGUGUAUGUCUGUGAUCAAUUAGCUGUUUCGCAUAAACUCUGCAAGUCUUCAGAAAUCGGUCAAUUCAUUACCAAUAUUCCCAGCGAUCAAGCCAAUAGCACAAGUAUCUUGACUUCCACCAUUAACAUGACAGGUAAUCAAACCGAGAUGGCCUUGUAUAAGGUAGAUUAUACUGGAUAUUACUGCGUGGCUUUGGUCCCUGCAGGAGGACAAAAUGAAACCUAUUUUGAGGCUUGGGUGGAAUGGCGAUUUCCUUAUGGCGAAUUACCAGCUACAGAUUAUCCUAAAUUACUUUUGUAUGGCGCCUUGGCUUGUGUUUAUUUGGCAGUUGGUAUCUUUUGGGCCAUUCAAAGUUAUAGAAACUGGUCAGAUAUUCUCCCUGUUCAGCACUUUUUGUCAGCUACUAUUUUCUAUCUUAUUGUUGAAAUGGCCUUCAACUUUGGUUUUUGGGAAGCAUAUAAUCAAACAGGUCAAACAUCACUGUUGAAUGCAGGAAGAACAAGUAUGUCGUUCUUUAUGCUUUUGAUUGUAUGUAUGGGUUACAGUGUUGUCAAACCCAGCCUUGGUUCAGCAAUGAAGAAAUGCAUUAUUCUGGCAUGUACACACUUUUUCUUUGGUGUAAUUUAUACACUUGGUACUAUGCUCUUGACACCCGAGACAGCAGGUCUCUUAAUCUUGCUGGUCAUUUUCCCUCUGUCCAUCACCAUGACUAUCUUUUAUGUCUGGACCUUGAAUUCAAUUACAAGCACAAUUCAUGACCUUGAACUCCGUAAACAACAUGUCAAGGUCUUGAUGUACAAGAGACUUUAUCGCCUCCUUUUGUUCUCUGUUAUUGCAGUUGUCACUAUCUUUAUCUUGAAUAUGUUUGCCUUUUCAGGCCGCAUGGCUAUUGAUUGGGCUGCCAAAAACUGGAAGUUCCGUUGGGUCAUGUUGGACGGUUUAUUGAACGUGUUGUAUUUCAUUGUUUUCUUUGUGAUUGUGGUCUUAUGGCGUCCUACUAGCAACAAUGCUCGUUAUGGCUUGAUGCAAAUCAGUCAAGACGAAGAAGAAGCUUUGGAUCUGGAAGAACGUUUGAGACGUGCAGAGCAUCCAGAAAAUCCCAAUAGAGGCAGAAAUAUUCAAGAUGAUGCAGCUGUUUUCGAAUUAGGUGGUGAACUCACAGAUGAAGAAGAAGACCAUCCUCCUAUUCAUAAAAAUGUUGAAUUGUCUGAUCUCAAGAACAAAUCUGGCUAUCAUCGUCCUGGAAGAGGCGGUGAACAAAGUGCAUUGUUACACGUAGAUCAAGAAGAAGAGGAUGAUGAUGAUCAGUGA
Gilbertella persicaria is the source of this 1740-nucleotide messenger RNA. RefSeq names its product lung seven transmembrane receptor-domain-containing protein. Lineage: Eukaryota; Fungi; Mucoromycota; Mucoromycetes; Mucorales; Choanephoraceae. The transcript has 9 exons. Gene Ontology annotation, biological process: retrograde transport, endosome to Golgi. Gene Ontology annotation, cellular component: Golgi apparatus; membrane. Bases 160 to 1740 code for a protein of 526 amino acids. The record is from RefSeq and is a predicted model, not a curated record.